Neurospora hispaniola is the source of this 1146-nucleotide messenger RNA. Its product is annotated as putative NADPH-dependent beta-ketoacyl reductase. Lineage: Eukaryota; Fungi; Ascomycota; Sordariomycetes; Sordariales; Sordariaceae. The record is from RefSeq and is a predicted model, not a curated record. The transcript has 2 exons. The coding region runs from base 179 to 1039 and encodes 286 amino acids. Gene Ontology annotation, molecular function: oxidoreductase activity.
CUAAAAGCGGCCCACGUCCCGUUCCAGGGCACCACGUACGGGUUUUGGAUCUUCAAUUCAAACAUUAUAUGUGACAUCAACUUAUUGACCUUUUUUCCCCAAAAGUCAUCAUUUUUAACUGUUCUUUAGGUUCUCUGGUUUUUUACCUAUUGAACGAAAGAAAGAGACAACAUACACAAUGGCGGACGCUCAGCUUAAUGAUUUCCCUUCCCUCUUCUCUGUCAAGGGCAAGGUUGCUGUCGUGACGGGCGGUUCGAGAGGAUUGGGUCUGAGUGCUGCUUCUGCCCUUCUCCAAGCCGGCGCCUCCAAAGUCUUCAUCUCCUCUCGCAAAGCCUCCGCCUGCGACAGCGCCGUCAAGACCCUCAACGCCCUCCCCGGUCUCGCCCCGGGCGCCAAGGCCAUCUCCAUCCCCGCCGACGCCGCCACCUUAUCAGGUGUUCAGCACCUCGUCUCCGAAGUCGCCAAGCAUACCGACCACGUCGACAUUCUGCUAGCCAACGCUGGCGCCACCUGGGGCGCGCCCUUUGACGAGCAUCCCGAUUCGGCCUUUGCCAAGGUCAUGGACCUGAACGUCCGGGGCGUGUUCAACACUAUCCGGGAGUUUGCGCCCCUUUUGCAGAAGAAGGCGAGCGUGGAGGACCCGAGCCGCGUGAUCAUCACGGCUUCGGUGGCGGGGUUGGGUAUCGGGACGAUUGGUAAGCAAGGGACGUAUGGGUAUAGUGCUUCCAAGGCGGCGGUCAUUCAUUUGGGGAGGAAUCUGGCGGUGGAGCUGGGACCGAGGGGCAUUACUGUGAACAGCAUUUGCCCGGGUUUCUUUCCGACCAAGAUGAGCAAUGGGCUGUUGGAUAUGAGCGGCGGGAAGGAGAGCAUCGCGGCGGCGAACCCGAUGAAGAGGCUUGGUCGGCCGGAGGAUAUUGCGGGCGUGGUGGUGUAUUUGGCGAGUAGGGCGGGUGCGCACGUGAAUGGGGCGACGAUUGCGAUUGAUGGUGGUGCGAUGUGGGCGAAGGGGCAGUUGAAUGUGGAGAGCGCAAAGUUGUGAGUUUGGUGCAUUGGAGCUUUGUUGUAGAGAAAGGGAUUUCAUGUAGAAAGAUUCGAGAGGUAGAUAUGCUGUGUGGGUAUAUGUUGUAACACUCCUCUUUCGUCCUU